AUGUUGGCUCUCACCAGCGCAACUGGCAAGUUGGGAAAAGCCGUCAUCGACGCUGUUCUCGAGAAUAAGCUCGUCGAUCCAUCGGAACUCGUAGUAUGCACAUCCUCCGAUCCCCUUGAUGCGCGAUUCGAUGCUCUGCGUGACCAGAGCAUUACCGUCCGCUACAACAACUUCGAUCAACCUGAGUCGCUCGAACGUGCCUUCGCAGGAUGCUCGAAGCUGUUCCUCGUCUCCACCCCGCGAAUCUCCAUGGACUACAACGAUGCGCCGCUGUGGCAAGGCCGCGAAGCACACCACCGUGCAGCCAUCGAUGCGGCGGUCAAGGCUGGCGUCAAGCACAUCUACUACACGUCCUUGGCUUUCGGAAACCCUUCAAAAGCGGGUGUUAUGCGAGCGCAUAUACGCACGGAGAAAUACUUGAGCGACCUCGCAGACAAGGGUAAAGUGGACUAUACCAUCAUCCGCGAGGGUUUAUACAAUGAGAGCUGGCCGCUGUACUUCGGCUACUACUUUCGGCUGCGGGACGAAAAGAGACAUCAGGUCGUUGUCGCUGGUGAUGGGCCCAUUUCAUGGACGUCUAUCGCCGAUAUGGCAUUCGGCACGGCACAAAUCAUCUCGGCGCCCAGCGACACCUGGAAGGGGAAGACGCUAUAUCUUUCACAAACCGAGACUUGCUCCCUGGAAGAUAUAGCGCGUAAAGUCAGCAGUGCCCAGGGCCAAGACAUCCACCUCAAGGUUGUGUCAAAAAAAGAGUACGAGGACCAUUACGCCGCAAGCGGUACUGAAAGGGCUUCGGUCGAGUGGUGGAGCAGUACUUAUGAAGCUUUGAAGAAUGGUGAAUGCGACAUUAAGGAUGAUACGCUCAAAACUAUGUUGCGAGAGGCAGGAAGGGAACCCACUUCUAUAGAUGAGACCAUUGCUAAAAUGCUAGGAGGGGAAGGAGGUCAGAUUGUUGGAUAG
Molecule: messenger RNA, 960 nt
Organism: Paraphaeosphaeria sporulosa
Lineage: Eukaryota; Fungi; Ascomycota; Dothideomycetes; Pleosporales; Didymosphaeriaceae
Product: NAD(P)-binding protein
Exons: 2
Coding region: 1-960 (319 amino acids)
Source: RefSeq, a predicted model, not a curated record